CAUCAAAACAGAAGCAGCUCUUCCCACGAACCUCUUUUCGCAACCCUCCUCCGCGCAGCCAUGGAGGAGGACAAGGCACAACCGCCGCCGCCGCCGCAGCAGCAAGAGAUUGAACUCGCCGGGGAUAAGUGCAAGAGGAAGAAGGAUUCGCCGGAGCCAGCCACCGGAGAUGAACUGGAAGCAGCCUCAACCGCUGCCGCUGCCGGCCAGGACAAGGCACAACCGCCCCCGCAGCAGCAGGAGAUUGAACUCCCUGGGGAUAAGCGCAAGAGGGAGGAGGAUUCGUCGGAGCCGGCCACCGGAGAUGAGCUGGCAGCAGCCUCCGCCGCCGCCUCCGCCGGAGAGGAGGGCGGCAGCGGCGGCGGCGGCGGCGCUAGCCAGCUGCACCCGAUGUCGAAGACGAGCCUCUGCUCCUACUUCCGCCGCCACGGCGCCGGCCCCGACGGGUGCAGACACGGUGAAGCGUGCCGGUACGCGCACACGGACGAGGAGCUCCGGCCGCGCCCCGACGGCACGUGGGACCCCACCUCCGACCGCGCCAAGAAGCUCCGCAAGGUCUCCGCUGAGGCGGAGGAGGCUGAUGAGGAGAUGGUCACCUUCGACGACAAGUCGUUGGAUAAGUGCCUCGUCGGACUUCCCAGGGCCUGGGUGACCGAUAGGCUCAAAACCUUCCUCCAGGAGCAGGGAAUAUCAUAUGCAACAGCAAAGAAGAAGAAAGGAAUGACUGUUGGAUUUGUGACAUUUGGAACUGUUGAAGAACUGAAAAAUGCUGUGGAGGUCCUUAAGGAGAAUCAAUCUGGUGGGAAGGAAAUAAAGAUAGCAGAUGCCAAUCGUAGGUCUCAUCAAAAGUCGCACACAGAAGGACCAGUAACUGAUAAUGGAGCAGCAACAGGAAACAGCAGUGUUGCUCCUGCUACUGCUGAGGGAACACCCAUGCCUGAAGCAGAAGCAGCGAGUAAAAAAACUGUUCGCGACGCCGUUACUCCUCUUGCCCAUAUGACUUACAAUGAUCAGCUAGAACACAAAAAAAAUUCAGUUGCACAGUUACUCAAGAAACUAACUCGCAAUGCUAAGAAAGCUUGCCCAGCUGAUGUUCCCAAUCCAGAUUGGGUUUUCAAAUCAAAGCAAAUUGGUGGUCUUCCUUGCAAGCUUGAAGGUAUUCUGGAGUCCCCUGUGAUUGAUGGAUAUCGUAACAAGUGCGAGUUCUCUGCAGGACAUUCCUUGGAGGGCAAAAAGACGGUAGGGUUUAUGCUUGGGAAUUUCAGGGAAGGUGUGACUGCAGUUGAGGAACCUGUGGACUGCCCAAAUGUUUCAGGACUUGCCUGCAAAUAUGCUUCAAUGUUCCAAGAUUUUCUGCAGUUGUCAAGCUUGCCUGUUUGGAACAGAAUGGAUAAUUCUGGGUUUUGGCGCCAAUUCACAGUUCGAGAGGGUAGAAGUCCACCUCAAGCUGUUGUUGCACAUGAUGCAGAAACACAAAUAGCAGAAGUCAUGCUUAUUGUGCAGGUGUGCUCCACAGGUGUUGAUGAGGUACUAAUGAAAGAUGAGCUUGACAAGUUAUCCACGACUCUUGUACGAGGGGCAGCAACAUGCUUGCCUCCGUUGCCUCUAACAACUAUAGUAGUCCAAGACCACAAAGGAAUAUCAAAUGUAGCAGCUGCUGACUGUCCGCUGAUCCCACUAUUGGUGCCAAAAGUAGAUCAAUCAGAAGAGGAAGCAGUGGAUAAAACAAGAAUCCAUGAUUACAUCAGCAAUCUGCGGUUCUCCAUAUCACCAACAGCAUUUUUUCAGGUUAACACUCUUGCUGCAGAAAGACUGUACACCCUUGCCGGUGAUUGGGCCAAUCUGAAUUCGGAUACACUACUUUUUGACGUAUGCUGUGGGACCGGAACAAUUGGCUUGACAUUAGCACACCGUGUUGGAAUGGUUGUUGGAAUCGAAAUGAAUGAAUCAGCAGUUUUGGAUGCUCGGAGAAAUGCUCUUAUUAACGGUGUAAAAAAUUGCUGCUUUGUCUGUGGGAAGGCCGAAGAUGUGAUGGGGUCUCUUCUCACAGAGUAUCUUGGUUCGCCACAGCAGGACAUUGCAGAUUCUGAAAGUAACUCAGAAGUUGGUCCUACAGGAAAAAAAGAGGAUACAGUUAGUGGCAAUGAGGAAAACCUGGACAGUUUAACAGAGAAAAACGACAAUGGUGAAAGUCCACAGCCGAAAGACAUAUCGACCGAUCAUCCCACUCGUGUCAGUGAUGAGGCAAAUGGGGGCUCGGAUAAUAGGGGUAGUGAAAACUUGGAAGGUGGACAUGAAUACAAUGAGGCUAUUCGUAAACAAAAUUCUGAGGAAGCAUCAUUGAUCAAUGCAGAAUCCCUCGACACAAAAGCAGCUGACUGUUUGGAGCACACCAAGAAAUCCAAGGAUGAUUCUUCCAUUUCUAAGACUAGUGUGCUUCCAACUGGUGCAUCUCAGUUCAAGAACUUCGUUGCUAUUGUAGACCCUCCACGUGUUGGGCUUCACCCUACUGUGAUCAAGGCGUUGAGGACUCAUCCACGCAUUCGACGCCUAGUGUACAUUUCUUGCAAUCCAGAGAGUCUAGUCGCCAACGCGAUUGAACUCUGCACCCCAACAUCCGAGAACAGGGAAAAGAACAAGGGCCACCGAGGAUGGCGAACCAUGAGCAGCGCUGGUCUUGCAAGGCAGCGGACAAAGUCGAUGCCUAACUCGGAGCCUUUCAUUCCCAAGAGAGCCAUGGCUGUUGAUUUGUUUCCCCACACCUCGCAUUGCGAGAUGGUUAUGCUUUUCGAGAGGUGAAUGAAGUUGUGGAUGUUCAUCGAUUUUCUUGCUAAGAUUUUGACCUCUGUUGAGAAUCAGACCAAAUUUUAUUGCUCAUCUUGUUGUAUUAAAUGUACUUGACCCAGGCUAUGACAGUUGAAUGGAGAUUUGUGUGGGGGCUAUUCUUACAUGUAGAACUCAACCAAUGACCUAGAUCUGCAUCAGCCAUAUCUUGAUUCUAGGUAGGGAAACCCUAGCAAGUCACUGGUCCUAGUGUCUUUACAUGCUGUGAUGAACAGUAGUAGUAACAGAUUGGGUUCUGAU
Messenger RNA from Brachypodium distachyon (stiff brome), 3084 nucleotides. RefSeq names its product zinc finger CCCH domain-containing protein 24. Lineage: Eukaryota; Viridiplantae; Streptophyta; Magnoliopsida; Poales; Poaceae. Gene Ontology annotation, biological process: RNA processing. The transcript is spliced from 14 exons. Bases 61 to 2799 code for a protein of 912 amino acids. Gene Ontology annotation, molecular function: metal ion binding; RNA methyltransferase activity; nucleic acid binding. The record is from RefSeq and is a predicted model, not a curated record.